Messenger RNA from Dreissena polymorpha, 1401 nucleotides. Its product is annotated as anamorsin homolog. The record is from RefSeq and is a predicted model, not a curated record. Gene Ontology annotation, molecular function: iron-sulfur cluster binding. Lineage: Eukaryota; Metazoa; Mollusca; Bivalvia; Myida; Dreissenidae. Gene Ontology annotation, cellular component: cytoplasm. Gene Ontology annotation, biological process: iron-sulfur cluster assembly. The transcript has 7 exons. The coding region runs from base 110 to 1036 and encodes 308 amino acids.
CGUAACCCUCCUUAGGUUACAUUAAACCACAUAAUAACAACAACAACAACAACCUCCAUUAAGACAGUAAUCUAUCAGUUUCAUUUACGCAAAUAAACAGUACGGCAAAAUGGAGAAUGUAGAAGUUUCGCAGGGCAACACAGUGUUGUGGCUGUGGGGAGGAGCUGCUCCUACAGAUGAACUUCAGGGUGCAGUGAAGUCCCUACAGGGUCGACUGGGGACAGGGCGAGUCCAGAUGGAACAUGUUCAGAGGCUUGCAAUGGCAAAUCAUCACCCAUCAAGUUUUCAUGUUGCCAUCUCCGGCCUUGUUCAGCCAAACACAGAGGUCAUGUCAGGCGAUACACUUGCGGAGGUUUGUCGAGUACUCAGACCAGAUGGGAAACUUUACCUGGCUACCGUGGUAACAGGGAUAUCAAGCGAUGAGAGCAAGGUGUCAGCAACCCAGAACGUCACAUCUGCUUUGAAGCUGUCAGGAUUUAUAAAUGUGUCACAGCCUAAGGUAUGUGCACUGUCAGAUGACCUGAAGCAGAGCCUGGGCAGUCAGUUCCCCAAUCAGGAUGUGUGCCUCAUGGAGUUCUCAGCCAGCAAACCCAGCUACGAGGUUGGCUCCAGCUCACAGCUCAAACUAUCAUUUGCAAACAAGAAACAAGAUGUUCCCCACACCAGUGGUAACUCAGCUGCAGUAUGGAAGCUGUCAGCCAUGGACAUGGGUGAUGAUGACAUAGAUCUGGUGGAUGAUGAUGAACUGCUGGAUGAAGAAGACAGGAAAAAGCCUGACCCAGCUUCACUGAAAGCGGACUGCGGUACAGGAGAUGGCAAGAAGAAAAAGGCAUGUAAGAACUGCACAUGUGGCCUGGCAGAGGAAUUGGACGCUGAGGCAGGAAAGAAUAAACCAUCUGCGCCCACAUCCUCAUGUGGAAAUUGUUACCUGGGUGACGCAUUCCGGUGUUCAAGCUGCCCAUACUUGGGUAUGCCUGCAUUCAAGCCUGGAGAGAAGAUAGCCCUGUCAGACAGGCAACUGAAGGCAGACAGAUAGUACUGUGUGCAGGAACAACAACUCUGUCUCCCUCUGUGAUCUUGUUGUACUAGAGCUACUGAUCCUGUAACGUUUUGUCACUUGGUGCAGAAAAUUAAACAGUUUUUGAGAAUUGGACCUUGUGAAAAUAUAGUAAGGAAAAAUGUAUUUUUUAUGCUUUUUAUUAUGAACCUUGAACAUGGCAUUCCAUGUACAUUUCUUGUUUGAUACUAUUGUUUGCUUCCAAUAUGGGAGUUUAAGUUGAAAGAAGAAAAAACAACACUCCAGUGAUAAUGAAAUGUAAACUUAUUCAGGAGUUUUUAUGAAUUUUGAAUUAGUGAUCAUGUGCGGUAUAUGCAGUAUGUGUAAUAAAUUUAUGUUUUGUG